Molecule: messenger RNA, 451 nt
Organism: Vavraia culicis subsp. floridensis
Lineage: Eukaryota; Fungi; Microsporidia; Pleistophoridae
Exons: 1
Coding region: 39-437 (132 amino acids)
Molecular function (GO): zinc ion binding
Source: RefSeq, a predicted model, not a curated record
AAAAAAUAUAAAGGGCCUCUUAAAGGACGAGAACAAGGAUGAGUGUCUUGGUCAUGCAUGGCAUAGAAACAAUAAGUAUCAAGGAUGGCAGUGCAAAGGAUGUGAUGGAGUUGAAAAGACGGCUCGGCGAAAAGGUGAAGGACAAUGAUUUUUGGAUUGAAGGAAACGGCGAUGUGCUGGGGGAUGAGGUUCUUCUGAGUGAUCUAAAGGGAACGGUGAGGAUAUGCUAUAGGAAGAAAUAUUGUGAUUUCGUGGAUUGCAAGCUUAAGAGAAGCAAGGUUUGCAGUGAUUGCAGGUUCUGCAAAUACCUGUUUUGCGGCAUGCACAGGAUGCCGGAAGAGCAUCUGUGCAAAGAGAUAAAGAGGUGCAAGGAGGAAGCUAAUCUUAAGAACGCCAAUAAAUUGGAGGAGGGAAGAGUUGACAAGAAUAAAGUAUAGCGUUUGAUUGGUUA